Molecule: messenger RNA, 933 nt
Organism: Meriones unguiculatus (Mongolian gerbil)
Lineage: Eukaryota; Metazoa; Chordata; Mammalia; Rodentia; Muridae
Product: olfactory receptor 5T7-like
Exons: 1
Coding region: 1-933 (310 amino acids)
Biological process (GO): sensory perception of smell; G protein-coupled receptor signaling pathway
Cellular component (GO): membrane
Molecular function (GO): G protein-coupled receptor activity; olfactory receptor activity; odorant binding
Source: RefSeq, a predicted model, not a curated record
AUGGAAAACAACACUGAAGCCACUGAAUUUCUAACGAAGAACUUUACAGACAAUGCUGACUUGGAAAUCUUUUCCUUCUUACUUUUUCUACCAAUUUACCUCUUCACACUCACAGGGAACUUAGGACUGAUUGCUCUGGUCAUUAGGGAUUCCCACCUGCACAAACCCAUGUACUAUUCCCUAAGUGUGCUGUCUUCAGUGGAUUCGUGCUAUUUCUCUGUUAUCAUGCCUCAAAUGGUAGCAGACUUUAUGUUAGAGAAGAAGGUCAUUUCGGUCAUUGGCUGUGCUGUACAGAUGUUCCUGGCUGUUACUUUUGGCACAUCAGGAUGCUUUCUUUUGGCAGCAAUGUCUUAUGACCACUAUGCGGCCAUCCACAACCCACUUCUGUAUGUAGCAAUCAUAUCACCCAGAAUUUACGUGCCACUCAUCUUUGCUUCCUAUGCUGGUAAAAUUUUACAUGCUGUUAUUCACAUCGUGGCAUCUUUGCAACUGUAUUUUUGUGGAUCCAAUGAAGCCAGUAAUAUUUUCUGUGAGAUCCCUCCAUUCCUGGCAAUUUCUUGUUCUGAAAAGCACAUCAACCAGCUUCUCCUUUUCUACUGCACCAUGUUCAUUGAGAUACUCACCAUACUGAUUGUCCUGAUGUCCUAUGGCUUCAUACUAUUGGCUAUUCUGAGGACAUACUCUGCUGAAGGUAAAAGAACGUUAUUUUAUACAUAUGGCCCUCAUCUAACUACAGUGUCCAUUUUUCAUGGUACUGCUCUUUUCAUGUAUGUGAGACCAAGUUCCAGAUAUGCCAUGGAACAUGACAUGGUAGUGUCUAUAAUUUACAGCAUUGUAAAUCCCAUGCUGAAUCCUCUCAUCUACAGUUUGAGAAACAAAGAUGUAAAAGAACCCAUAAAACAAGUGUUUUGUCAAAGACUGAUUUGUAGAUAA